AGAAGAGGAAGAAGAAGAGGAAGAAGAGGAAAAAGAAGUAAGUCAGCCAUCUUCCAAAUCACGCAACAAACGCAAGAAACCUCAAGUGAUUGAAAGCGAUAUUGAUGAAGAAGAAUUCGAUUCUGACCUGGAAGUCUUACGAAACCAACCCAUGACAAAACGACAACGUGCCAAACACAACAAAGAAGAACCCGAGGAGUACUUGGAAUUACCUAUGGACACUGGAAAGAAACGUCAUUUGACGGAAGAAGAAGCUGCUUUACGGAAAUCUGAAGUAGCUCGUCGACGCAAGAAUCAAAGCAUUCAACGUGCCGAAAAAGAUAAGCAAGAUACUAUCAACCGAUUACUCAAGAAACAAGCAUCAAAAAGCAAAAAGAAUAUCAAGGAUGAUGGUACCACUGAUGAUCAAACACCAGCAGAUCGACUUCAACAACUACAAGAUCCUCAUCGCAUACAUUAUGUACAAAAUCAACAAGGUAGCACCUUAAACAUUCCUGAAAAGUAUACGAUCGAUCAAGUAUUUGCACAAGAUCAAAAUCAUACCAACAAGGAUAAUUCAAGGAUCACUCAGUGUCAAGUGGAAGGUUGUCAAGGCGCAAGAAAAUAUGUAGCAAAAAACACUGGAAAAGUGGCAUGUUCUUAUGAUCAUUACAAGUUAGUUGCAGCUUAGUUUUAGGUCACUCUCUUUUUUAUUCACCUGUAUAUAUCAUCAUCUUUAUUUUUCUCCCCUUUCUAUUAAAUAAAUCAUUGUCAAAAUAGUAAUAAAUCAAAAAUACUUUAUU
Messenger RNA from Halteromyces radiatus, 782 nucleotides. RefSeq names its product PAPA-1-like conserved region-domain-containing protein. Gene Ontology annotation, biological process: chromatin remodeling. The record is from RefSeq and is a predicted model, not a curated record. Gene Ontology annotation, cellular component: Ino80 complex. Lineage: Eukaryota; Fungi; Mucoromycota; Mucoromycetes; Mucorales; Cunninghamellaceae. The transcript has 4 exons. Bases 152 to 670 code for a protein of 172 amino acids.